AUCACUCAAACAGACUCACCUCAGGCAAAGGAUGUCAAACGACGAGCAAGAAAUCAUGGCACAACAAAAGCCAUUAAGUCUUAUUGCCAUUGUAGCAAUCACACGUACAAACGGUCUAGGAGUGAACGGACAGUUACCUUGGCGACUAUCGAGAGAAAUGGCACAUUUUCGUAAAGCAACUUCUGCUGUAGGUGAAAAUGAAGGAUCAAAGAUGAACGCUGUCAUCAUGGGAAGAAAGACCUGGCAAUCUAUUCCUCCGAAAUUCAGACCUUUGAAAGGUCGGGUCAAUGUUGUCAUAAGUCGUCAAAGUGGAAAAGAAGCAGAAAAAGAACUCGGCAUAUCUCCCGAGGAACAUUCACAUCUAGUCUCAAGUCUCGAUGCAGCUGCCGAUCUGUUGGGUUCCAGCUCAACACCUUCGAUCUAUCGAACCUUUUUGAUAGGUGGAGCUCAACUAUACAAAGAAGCAAUGGAGCGUGAACGAUCACAAAGCUGGUCAUUGGAUAAGCUGAUGAUCACAAGAAUACAUUCGCCUGCAUUUGAAGAAUGUGAUGUAUUCUUGCCAGAAUUCAGAACAUCUGAUCAAAUCAAAGAGGAUGAACGAUUUGCCGGAAUUGGAAAUGAUGAACCUGCUAUUGGAAAAUUAAAGCCUCUUCCUGAACAAAAAUGGUCUGCCGCUUCCGAUCAACAAUUUGAUCAAUUCAUGGGCGGGCCAGUGUCCCAUGGCAUCGAAGAAGAGAAAGACGUGCGUUAUACCUUCCAAUUGUGGGAUCGGAAAGAAUGAGAAGGCAGGUCUGCUGUCGAAUAGAGCGUCAUGUAAUAUAUGUUUGAUCGUGCGUAAAGUACAGUGUGAAAGCCAAGUCUUUGAGAUGCAAGUGAGCGAUCAUCCCCAUGCUGCUUGCGUUGAAUAAUUGACG
Messenger RNA from Meira miltonrushii, 914 nucleotides. RefSeq lists its product as uncharacterized. Gene Ontology annotation, biological process: tetrahydrofolate biosynthetic process; folic acid metabolic process; glycine biosynthetic process. Gene Ontology annotation, molecular function: dihydrofolate reductase activity; NADP binding. The transcript has 2 exons. Gene Ontology annotation, cellular component: mitochondrion. The record is from RefSeq and is a predicted model, not a curated record. The coding region runs from base 32 to 781 and encodes 249 amino acids. NCBI's taxonomy places the organism in Eukaryota, Fungi, Basidiomycota, Exobasidiomycetes, Exobasidiales, Brachybasidiaceae.